Phragmites australis (common reed) is the source of this 2125-nucleotide messenger RNA. RefSeq names its product NEDD8-activating enzyme E1 regulatory subunit AXR1-like. Gene Ontology annotation, biological process: protein neddylation. Lineage: Eukaryota; Viridiplantae; Streptophyta; Magnoliopsida; Poales; Poaceae. The transcript is spliced from 14 exons. The record is from RefSeq and is a predicted model, not a curated record. The coding region runs from base 216 to 1805 and encodes 529 amino acids. Gene Ontology annotation, cellular component: cytoplasm. Gene Ontology annotation, molecular function: NEDD8 activating enzyme activity.
UUGAACAGGUCUAGUGGCACGGAUGGAACUGAAAAUUUAAACAGUGGCUUAAAAGUAAGAUCAAUUCUCUACAUGCAUAUAACGAAUUUCCUCUUCCGCUUUAUUCCUUGUCGGAGUGGAAGGGAAAAGGGGUCGAAGCGGCGGAACAAAAACCCCAACCACACACAGAAGAGAGCGCGCAGCCGCAUCCCCUCCCCUCCCUCCGCUUCGCAACCAUGGCCGCCGCCGGCGUCGUCGCCGAGCCGAGAACCAAGUACGAUCGCCAGCUCAGGAUAUGGGGUGACCAAGGACAGGCUGCACUGGAGAAGGCUAGCAUAUGCUUGCUUAACUGCGGUCCUACUGGAACUGAAGCGCUGAAGAAUCUCGUGCUUGGAGGAAUAGGAAGUGUUACAGUUGUCGAUGACUCCAAAGUUGAAGCAUCUGAUCUCGGGAAUAAUUUUUUGUUGGAUGAAGGAUUCCUGGGUCAACCAAGAGCAAAAUCCAUAUGUUCUUUCCUACAAGAGCUGAAUGAUGCUGUUAAAGCCAAGUUUGUUGAGGAGUCUCCAGCAACUUUAAUAGACUCUAAUCCUUCAUUCUUUUCCCAGUUCACUGUUGUCAUUGCUACCCAGCUUCCGGAGAGUUCUUUACUGAAACUAGAUGGUAUCUGCAGGAAAGUAGAUAUUGUGUUGGUUGCUGCACGGUCAUAUGGUCUGACCGGUUUGGUCAGGGUCAGCAUAAAGGAACACACUGUCAUAGAGUCAAAACCGGACCACUUCUUGGAUGAUUUGCGUCUUCACAAUCCAUGGACUGAACUCAAGCAAUUUGCAAAAUCGAUUGACAUAAAUGAUAAAGAUCCUGUUGUGCACAAGCAUACUCCAUACAUUGUUAUCCUUGUGAGACUUGCAGAAAAAUGGGCAGAUGCACGUGAAGGUCGCUUGCCUUCAACUAGGCAAGAGAAAAAGGAAUUUAAGGACCUGAUUCGAGCCCAUAUGCUUAAUGUAGAUGAAGAAAAUUACAAAGAAGCUGUGGAAUCUUCAUAUAAAGUUUCUGUUACUCCAGGAAUCAGUAAUGAGAUCUGUCAGAUACUAGACGAUAACUCUGCAGAAGUCAAUUCGUCGUCUUCAGAUUUCUGGAUUUUAGUGGCUGCUUUGAAGGAAUUUAUUGCAAAUGAGGGCAAUGGUGAGCUACCUCUGGAGGGGACAAUUCCGGAUAUGACGUCACUUACCGAGUAUUAUGUAAGCCUACAAAAAAUUUACCAAGCUAAGUCUGAAUUUGACUGUUUUGCCAUGGAGUAUCAUGUAAAGGAUAUCUUGAAGCGGAUUGGUAGAGAUCCGGAUUCUAUUUCAAGGUCAUAUAUAAAAACUUUUUGUAAAAAUGCUCGAAAACUCAGGGUCUGUAGAUAUCGUAGUAUCAAGGAGGAAUUUAGCUCUCCCAUUCUCUCUGAGGUUCAAAGGUACUUCACCGAUGAAGACUACAGUUAUGCGAUGAACUUCUAUAUUCUACUACGUGCUGUUGAUCGAUUGGCUGCAAACUACAGCAGAUUACCUGGAAUCUUCGACAGUGAGAUUGAUGAGGAUAUCCCUAGGCUCAAGACAGUUGCCGCUUCAGUGCUACGUGACAUGGGUUUGAACGGAGCAUCCUUAUCCGAGGACUUGAUAACUGAAAUGUGCCGGUUUGGGGGCGCAGAGAUUCAUCCCGUGGCUGCCUUUAUUGGCGGAGUUGCUUCCCAAGAAGUAAUUAAGCUGGUCACCAAACAGUUUGUACCGUUGCGGGGAAUAUUUAUAUUCAACGGAAUUGACCUCAAAUCUCAAGUUUUGGAACUAUAACAUGGCUCUGGAGCGUUCUUCCUAUUGGCUGCACGGUGCAAUGCAAUCAGUCUGCUCAUGUACUUACUCAACAUCAGAUGUGAACUGUAUCUUUGUACCGAGUAGCGUAGUUCACAUAUUUACAUGAGUGGCAUUCUUGCCAAGUAGCUCCACAUGAUUUAUAAUUUCUUUGUGUCUGGCCAAUAGGCCAGUAUGAUUCCUAUUGCUCAGGUAGAGAAUCAUACCUUUGGCCCGAAGAAAAGUUAUAAUUGCUACUGUUUUACAUUUUGGGAAAUGGAAAAUGAGUAGGAGAAAAGUGGUUCAGAUUUAAUAAGAGAAAA